AUGAGCAGUUCAAAGAGUUUUUACAAGCAUUUCAAUAGAAAUACUCGUUUUUUUUCAACAACACCUACAAAAAUAACUUUUAGUAAUAAUGAUUUUUCUAAUUUACCCCCUUCAUAUCAACUUACUAGUUUAGAUGACGAUUUGUCCAAUUAUCCUUCGCUUGUCGUUGAUAAAGAUUUUGAUUUGGAAGAUGAGGUUAGCGAUAAUGGUGUGGUGGUUAAUCAAGAAGAAAAGGAAAAUUAUUCACCUUCUUCAAUACUCGGCGAAGAUUUAAUUUCUUCUACAAGCAAAAAAUUAAAAAGACUCCAAUCUAAAAAUACAUGGUGGAAUCCAGAAGGACGAUCUAACUUUGUUUUUGUUCGAAAAGUGUUUAACAUGGAUGACAGAGUUCAAUAUAACAACACGAUAUAUGACGAUGAUUCAAGUGAUGAUAAUCUUACAUUGACACCAGAUUCGGUACCUGAUGAUGAAAACAACUCCUUUAGAAAUGUUGCUUGGCCAUUCCCAUCUACCACUACUACCACAACAACUUCUACAAAUCAUUUCAAUGAUAAUAUAUUCACCAUUGAACAACAAAAGUCAAUAAAAAUUCCUUUUACAAUAUGGGAAGAUCCUGAAGAAGAUAAUGAAUAA
This is a messenger RNA of Entrophospora candida, 633 nucleotides long. NCBI's taxonomy places the organism in Eukaryota, Fungi, Glomeromycota, Glomeromycetes, Entrophosporales, Entrophosporaceae. The record is from the annotation of a GenBank genome assembly.